GCCCGGAACGCGCGCUCGCGGCCCGAGGUCGCCGGGAAGAAACCCAGUACAGUCACCGGUCUCUGUCCUCCAUGGCCGCCGCGCUGCUCGCCCGGGCCUGCGGCCCCGUCCGCGGAGCUCUCCGGCCUCGGGACUGGCGUUGCUUACAUACCAUCUACCAGUCUGUGGAACUGCCCGAGACACACCAGAUGCUUCGUCAGACAUGCCGGGACUUCGCUGAGAAGGAGCUCUUUCCCAUCGCGGCCCAGGUGGACAAGGAACAUCGCUUCCCGGCGGCUCAGGUGAAGAAGAUGGGUGAGCUGGGGCUCAUGGCCAUGGAUGUGCCCGAGGAGUUUGGCGGUGCCGGCCUCGAUUACCUGGCCUACGCCAUCGCCAUGGAGGAGAUCAGCCGGGGCUGCGCCUCCACUGGAGUCAUCAUGAGCGUCAACAACUCCCUCUACUUGGGGCCCAUCCUGAAGUUUGGCUCCAAGGAGCAGAAGAAGCAGUGGGUCACUCCUUUCACCAGCGGCGACAAAAUUGGCUGCUUUGCCCUCAGUGAACCAGGGAAUGGCAGCGACGCGGGGGCCGCCGCCACCACUGCCUGGGCGGACGGUGACUCGUGGGUCCUGAGUGGCACCAAAGCCUGGAUCACCAGCUCCUGGGAGGCCUCGGCCGCCGUGGUCUUCGCCAGCACGGACAGAUCCUUGCAGAACAAGGGCAUCAGUGCUUUCCUGGUUCCCAUGCCAACGCCUGGGCUCACGCUAGGGAAGAAGGAAGACAAGCUGGGCAUCCGGGCCUCAUCCACUGCCAACCUCAUCUUCGAGGACUGUCGCAUCCCCAAGGACAACCUGCUGGGGGAACCGGGGAUGGGCUUCAAGAUUGCCAUGCAAACCCUGGACAUGGGCCGCAUUGGCAUCGCCUCCCAGGCCCUGGGCAUUGCCCAGGCUGCCCUCGACUGUGCUGUGAACUAUGCCGAGAACCGCACAGCCUUCGGGGCGCCCCUCACCAAGCUGCAGGUCAUCCAGUUCAAGUUGGCAGACAUGGCCCUGGCCCUGGAGAGUGCCCGGCUGCUGACCUGGCGCGCUGCGGUGCUGAAGGAUAACAAGAGGCCUUUCAUCAAGGAGGCGGCAAUGGCCAAGCUGGCUGCCUCGGAGGCCGCAACUGCCAUCACCCACCAGGCUAUGCAGAUCCUGGGUGGCAUGGGCUACGUGACAGAGAUGCCAGCCGAGCGGCACUACCGUGACGCUCGCAUCACUGAGAUUUAUGAAGGCACCAGUGAGAUCCAGAGGUUGGUGAUCGCCGGGCACCUGCUCAGGAGCUACCGGAGCUGAAUACCUCGGUAGGGCCGACGGUGCCCGCCGGGAUCUGGGCUGGCCUGAGGACCAGGGGAAAGUGGGCAGGAGCCACGUGGCCUUCCCCCUGACUCCCACUCAAGGCCUGUGGGGCAGAAGGGCGGGGGCCACGCCUCCUCUCGCCAGGGUCCCCAGACCCAGUCUUCUGGGUGGACCUGCCGCCCUCAGCUCUAUCCGCCCCAGACUAAGCUGCCUGGGAGAAAGGAAAAGUGGGGCUGUGGUCUGAGGAUGCCUGUCCUCAGCUCAGGUUCUUGGCUUUGUUCCCUCUCCACCACCGACCUGUGCCUUAUUCUCUUCAUCUGGAGGCUGGGCCGUGAGAAGAGAGAAAUUACCACUUGGGGACUCCCCAGUUCUCUUCUGUGGGUCCUGGCGCUUAGCAUGAGACCCAGUGUCUACUCUUUCCUCUGAGGUCAGGGGUCUGGAGGAGUGGGGUGCGGUGGGGGCCAGAAUGACCAGGUCUCAAAGCAGGAGUGGUGUUCUCUCAGGCCCUGUAGCCUCGGGGCUGGGUCAUUGUGGAAGGUGCCCUGCGUCCCAUUAACCUGUUCUUCGUAAAGUAUAAAUGAGUGCAGGUGGGUGGUCUGAUUCGUGCUGUGGGAUGAUCACCUGUGGGAACUAAGUAAUAAAGCAUACCUGUCCCCUGA
Molecule: messenger RNA, 1972 nt
Organism: Eubalaena glacialis (North Atlantic right whale)
Lineage: Eukaryota; Metazoa; Chordata; Mammalia; Artiodactyla; Balaenidae
Gene: ACADS
Product: acyl-CoA dehydrogenase short chain
Exons: 10
Coding region: 72-1310 (412 amino acids)
Biological process (GO): fatty acid beta-oxidation using acyl-CoA dehydrogenase; butyrate catabolic process
Cellular component (GO): mitochondrion
Molecular function (GO): flavin adenine dinucleotide binding
Source: RefSeq, a predicted model, not a curated record